This is a messenger RNA of Saccostrea echinata, 741 nucleotides long. RefSeq lists its product as uncharacterized. The record is from RefSeq and is a predicted model, not a curated record. NCBI's taxonomy places the organism in Eukaryota, Metazoa, Mollusca, Bivalvia, Ostreida, Ostreidae. The transcript is spliced from 5 exons. Bases 1 to 741 code for a protein of 246 amino acids.
AUGGCCGUCUUUACAAACGAGGUCGUGGAAAAACUCGUUAAUUUGUGGGAAGAAGAGGAAAGUCUCUGGAAUGUAUCUAGCGAGGCAUAUCAUAAGAAAGAAUCUAGGAACAUUUCCCUUUCUAGAAUAAAAGAAAAUCUUAAAAAAGACAUGGAGAUGGACUUUACAGUCACUCAAAUUAAUUGCAAGCUGCAGAGCCUGAGAUGUUACUAUGCCAAGGAAUUAAAGAAAAUGAGGUCAAGCAAAAAAAGUGGAUCUGGAAUUAGUGAUAUAUACACGUCAAAGUGGCCAUUUUUUGCAACCUUGGACAGCUUCCUAAGAGAACAAAUCACUCCAAGACAAUCAAUGAGCACAUUGGAUAUCAGUAAUACCUCCCAAAACAAUGAUGAAGAUGAUGAAAAAAAACGAAACCUGCCCGAGGAAGUCAUGGAGAGGGCUGUUUCUGCUUUGUCAAGCAUUCAAGAGCGAAAAACAGAUGUUGAGGAUGAGGACUCUGUAUUUGCAAAACUUAUUGCGAAUGAGCUCAGGAAAAUUAAAGAUCUCAGAAAAAAAUCUUUGUUGAAAAUAAAAAUUCAACAGUUAAUUUUUGAUACACAAUUCAGCAAUAGGGGAGAUAUAGAAAUGGUGUCCAACAAGAACAUCAUAUUUAAACCUAAUGACUCUACGGUCAACCAAUUGUUGAGUAUUACAAGUGAUUUUUAUAAAGCUGUUGAUGAAGGAAAGGAGGUUAGAGUUCUGUGA